Alnus glutinosa is the source of this 1151-nucleotide messenger RNA. Its product is annotated as bidirectional sugar transporter SWEET16-like. The transcript has 6 exons. Gene Ontology annotation, cellular component: membrane. Gene Ontology annotation, biological process: carbohydrate transport. Lineage: Eukaryota; Viridiplantae; Streptophyta; Magnoliopsida; Fagales; Betulaceae. The coding region runs from base 119 to 1027 and encodes 302 amino acids. The record is from RefSeq and is a predicted model, not a curated record. Gene Ontology annotation, molecular function: sugar transmembrane transporter activity.
UAUAUCCACGUCCGUCCUCCAUCUUUUACUUUAAUUUCACGUGCAAUUUCCCAUCACCAGUACUGCUUCUUCAUCAUCAAUAAUCUUCAACGUACAGAGCUCCUCUAGUCCUCCUUCCAUGGCUGCCUUGAGCUUCAUCAUUGGCAUUAUUGGCAACAUAAUUUCAAUACUGGUUUUUACUUCUCCCAUAAAAACGUUUCGACAGGUGGUGAAGAAGAAAUCCACUGAGAAUUACAAAAGCAUUCCAUAUAUAACUACACUACUGAGCACAAGUUUAUGGACCUUUUACGGACUUAUUAAGCCCGGCGGUUUACUAAUCUCGACGGUGAACGGCGCCGGCGUCCUCUUUCAGUUCAUAUAUGUCACUCUUUUUCUCAUCUAUGCUCCCAAGGAUAAGAAGGUCCGGACAGCGCAGUUGGUAGCCGGAUUGAAUGUCGGUUUUCUGGGGUCGGUAAUCGCAGUAACUCUUCUGGCACUCCACGGAAGUUUGAGGCUUACCUUCGUCGGAAUUUUAUGUGCUGGCUUAACCGUAGGCAUGUAUGCAUCACCUCUAUCAGCCAUGAGGACAGUGAUAAAGACUGAGAGCGUGGAGUACAUGCCAUUUUUCCUCUCAUUUUUCCUAUUCCUUAAUGCUGGCAUUUGGUCUGCUUAUGCCGUUCUUGUCAAAGACUUCUAUGUUGGAGUACCAAACGCUGUCGGGUUUGUGUUGGGGACGGCCCAGCUGAUCCUCUACACAGUCUACAAGAAGAAGUCAAUGUCAUCAACGGACAAGAUGGAAGAAGAGGGAUCUGCCCACCUUGUCAAAGGAAUGAUCCAGAUGCGAGCACUUGAUGAGGAUGACGAAAAGGCGGCGGCCCUGAAAAAUCGAAGCCUGAGCAAGGGAAGAAGCCUCCCAAAGCCGUCUGCAAUCCGACAGUACAGCUUCCAAAGAAUCUUGAAGACAUUUUCUUUGAAUCCACAUGAAAUACACUCUAAUUGGGCCCCUGAAGUUGAUGUUGAAAAUGGAGAAAAGAUUAAUCACUCUUGAUCGAUCAACGUACGUUAAUUAGAAGUCAUUCGUGUUUUUCCAAGUUAAUUAGCCUUGUCUUUGAUGAAUAUUGCAGUAUUGAAAAUAUAUAUGGAGAAAAUAGAAGAGAAAAAAAAAAAAAAAG